Molecule: messenger RNA, 1392 nt
Organism: Theileria annulata
Lineage: Eukaryota; Apicomplexa; Aconoidasida; Piroplasmida; Theileriidae
Product: Met10+-like protein, putative
Exons: 11
Coding region: 1-1392 (463 amino acids)
Biological process (GO): tRNA N1-guanine methylation
Cellular component (GO): cytoplasm
Source: RefSeq, a predicted model, not a curated record
AUGAAUAAAAAUUUUGAUAAACUAAACUAUAAUAUCAUUAAUGUAAUAGUUUACUCAAUUAGUAAAAAUGAUUAUCCAACCUCAAAUAAUCUAAAAGUUUAUCAGUAUUCUUUCGUGAAUUUCAAGCCUUCCCUUGAAAUGUCGCAAAUUAUAAAAAAGAAGAAGCUGGAUUCCUCAUCUUCUGAGGAUUUCAUUCCCACUAAAAGGAUUACAACUUUAGAAGAGCUUGAAAACUACGAACGUCUUGAGGAAAGAACCAAAGUGACUAUAACUAAGGAAAAGAUACCGUUAUUUGCCAAAAAUGAAAUGUUCAGGAACAUCGUUAGGCACUCCUUAAAUUCACCUGAGUGUCGUGAAAACCAAGAAAGCGAUCAGAAAACAUAUAUUCUAAAAAGAUGGGAUUUACUCCCCUUGCCUCUGAGAGACCUAAUUACCAACGAAUCAAUCGACCAUUCCACAGUGACUCAUAAAGUAAAAUAUGAAGAUAUUACACCAGAGGAAGCCUUUAAAUUGGUGGUAAAUGACGACAUUGGAGUUAUGGUGGGCUUCGAAACAGUGGGACACAUAGCACACCUUAAUGUGCCUGAGGAGAGGUCAUCCAUUAAGAAACUUAUCGCAAAAAUAAUAAUAGACGUAAGAGCUUUUGAAGUAACAGCUUUUAGAAACACAAACAUAUUAAAACUAACAAUGGACAUAGAGCUGUUGGCUGGAGAAGAAAAUUACGUAGCAAAUUUGGUUGAAAACGGUCUAAAAUUUGAGGUUGACUUUGCAAACGUUUACUGGAACUCUAGACUAGUUAAAGAAAGGACUAGGAUAAGGGAUCUUUUAGAUUCUGAUGACAUUGUUGUUGAUAUGUUCGCAGGAGCUGGUCCAUUUGCCAUUUAUGCCUCUAAAAAGGGCUGUAGUGAAAACUACAUGAAAAGGAAUGCUAAAAUUAACAAAGUAACAGGCUUGGUCAAGGUUUUUAACAUGGAUGGAAGAGAGUUUUUAAUUGACGUUAUUAAGAAGAAUAAGAUACUGGAUAAAAACACACUCGAGUAUGAUAAAAUGGCGCUGAAGCCUACUGGAAGAGUCCACUUAAUAAUGAAUUUACCCAAAAUAGCAAUUGAAUUCCUUGGUAGCUUAGUCAUAAAUCAUACUUCUUCAGACACACUGGUUGGAUUAGCAGAUAAUAUUGAAGAGGAGAAUAUUCGAAGGUUCAUGGUGCACUGUUACUGUUUCAGUGGUUCAAAUGAAUACGAAAAUGAGAUCGAGCAACGCUUAUCUAAAUCUAUCGGCACUAAAUUACCAGAAUAUACAAUAACAAACGUAAGGGGUGUUUCACCCAAAAAACAGAUGUAUUGCAUCGAGUUUGAGUGUCCUGUUUCAAUAUUGAGAGGGAAGAAGGAGUAG